AUUGUUGAUUCCUCUGGAUUUGGUGAAUGGAGGUUGCUACGAGCAGCACCGAAUUGGGGAUCCAAACGGAUCGGGAUCCGUCGUCGAACAACAACGGAUCUUACGCUGUUGCUUCGUCUACCGCUUCCGCCGUGUUCAGAAAGAUCGAGUUUCACCCUGCAAGGAAACCCUUCAAUGGUUUCUCUGAUGGGCGUUCCGAUUUUAAGAUCGAGACUUUGAAUCCCUGCUCCGGUAACAAUCGAGUGUUAUCUGCUCCGUCCGUUAAGAAACCCGACGGCUCCGAUUUGGUGGAACAUGGGUUCGAUCCCGAGCUUACUUUUAGGAUUACCUUCCGCAAAAUCGGUGCGGGUUUGCAGAAUCUCGGGAAUACAUGUUUUCUUAAUUCGGUAUUGCAAUGCUUGACAUACACGGAGCCUUUAGCUGCUACUCUGCAAACCGCUACGCAUCAGAAAUAUUGUCAUGUUGCUGGGUAUUGUGCUUUAUGUGCGAUCCAGAAACAUGUCAGGACUGCCCGUCAAGCUACUGGCAGAAUAUUAGCACCAAAGGAUUUGGUCUCAAACUUGCGAUGCAUAUCCCGAAACUUCAGAAAUUGCCGGCAGGAGGAUGCACAUGAGUACAUGAUCAAUUUGCUAGAAUGCAUGCACAAGUGUAGUCUGCCAUCUGGUGUACCAAGUGAAUCCUCUGAUGCUUACAGGAGAAGUUUGGUACACAAAAUUUUUGGUGGUAGCCUUAGAAGUCAGGUGAAGUGCGAGCAAUGUUCCCAUUGCUCCAACAAGUUUGAUCCAUUUCUUGACCUAAGUCUAGACAUUUCGAAGGCAGAUUCAUUGCAGAGAGCACUUUCACGUUUCACUGCUGUUGAGUUCUUAGAUGAUGGUGCAAAGGUUUACCAAUGUGAAAGAUGCAAGCAGAAAGUUAAGGCUAGAAAACAGCUAACUGUUUCUAAAGCACCUUAUGUUCUUACCAUACAUCUUAAGCGGUUUGAAGCACACAGAUCCGAAAAAAUCGACAGGAAAGUCGAGUUUUCCUCUGCAAUUGACAUGAAACCUUUUGUCAGUGGUCCCCAUGAAGGUAAUUUGAAGUACACACUCUAUGGUGUGUUAGUUCAUUAUGGUAGAAGCAGCCAUUCUGGUCACUAUGCAUGCUUUGUUCGCACAUCAAGUGGCAUGUGGUAUUCCCUUGAUGACAAUAGGGUUCUCCAAGUUAGUGAGAAGACUGUGUUCAAUCAGAAAGCAUAUAUGCUAUUCUAUGUCCGUGAUAGACAAAAUGCUGUCCCUAAGAAUUCAGUCCCGGUGGUUAAGAAAGAGACUUCCAAAGAAAGCUUUGCCACAAACAGAGCUUCUUUGAUCGUAUCUUCUAACAUAAAAGAUCAAGUGAAUGGCUCAACAGUCAUCAAAGAAUGUGGGUUUGACGCUCUUGUUGCCAAUGGUUUAGCACCUUUGAAAUCAUGUGAUCCAAGUGCUCCUGCUGUGUUAACUCAGAAAGAUAUAAAUGCCAUAGAGACUCAGAACAAUCUCAUAAGUAGUGUGGAGGCAAAAGAGAUCCUUAAGAUGGAAAAUGGUUCAGCAGCCGUAAAAACUUGUGAUCUAGCUGCUCCUACUGUCUUAGUUCAGAAAGACUUAAAUACCAAAGAGACCUUGCAAAAGGAAGUGCCACUUCCGCAGGCUAAUGGGGAAGGAUAUUUUGUAAAGGAGGAUUCAAAGGCUGCAUGCCCAAUCUUACCAGUGAAGGUGUCACCUCUCCUGGAUGGAAGCACAAAUGCUCAGAUACUUUUGAAACUGCCUUCCUCUGGAGCUAAAGCUGAAAAUAGUGUUGAAGAGAAGAAUUCUGUUAACAAUUUGAACGAGCCUGCUAAGUCACUGAAGGUUAAAAACGUGUCAAUUGGUAAUUCACCUAUUGAAGAAGCUGUUCUUAUUGAUCAAACUAUGGGACAUCACCCGGAAGAAUUGGCCACUUCAAUUGAGCCGUUGAAGUCAACUUCCGAGAGGGAAACUCUCACCACACCAAGAAAGACUCGCAAGCGUAAAAUGAAAACUCUGAAGGUGGAGUUUAAGUUUUUUAAGCUGGCCCUGGGCUUACGAAAAAAGAAGAUACAGAAAAGGGAAAGAUUAAGUAGUUCCCUAGCUGUCAAGAUUAUCUCUGAGGAGCUCCUAUCCAAGAAAAGCGCUACAGAUCAAGAGCAUUCCACUUCACAGAUAAUUAACGAAGUUGCUUCUGGGUCUGCUUGCUUGCACGGAAAAGAUACAAGUGUCAGUGCCCACAGUGAUCAAAAUGGUGCUGUUGCGUCAGACCAACAGCUACCCGCGGGAAGUUCUGACUUGUCUGAAGCAAGCCAAAUCGCCAAAAGAAAGAGAGAGUCCUCAAUUUUGUUACAGAAAGAAGCUGUGAACAUUCUCACACGAGGUGUGCCAGAGACAGUGGUUGCCAAAUGGGAUGAGGAAUUUUCAGCUUCUGCGAAGAUGGGAUCAAAGAGUGUAGGCACGAGCAGCAUCGGUUAUGUAGCAGAUGAGUGGGAUGAAGAAUAUGACAGAGGGAAAAAGAAGAAGAUAAGGAUUAAAGAGGAGAGCUAUGGAGGGCCGAACCCGUUCCAGAUGCUUGCAUCGAAGAGACAAACAGAGACAAAGAAGAAAUGGACACAACGCAUUACUAGUGCAAAGACAGCCUACAGGAUAUGAAAAAGGACCAUAAUAAUCUAUAGAUAUAUGUCAUCCACAUGUUACUGUAUUUGGCGUAAAGUAAUGUUAACAGAAGAGGAAAAGAUAGGCUAUAGACAUUAGACAUUGUUCGUUUAUCUCUUUUCCUCUCAGUUUUGUUCCGUUUGUGAUAAACAGAGAGACCCUAU
Molecule: messenger RNA, 2839 nt
Organism: Arabidopsis arenosa
Lineage: Eukaryota; Viridiplantae; Streptophyta; Magnoliopsida; Brassicales; Brassicaceae
Source: the annotation of a GenBank genome assembly